This is a messenger RNA of Guillardia theta CCMP2712, 1047 nucleotides long. RefSeq lists its product as hypothetical. The transcript is spliced from 15 exons. NCBI's taxonomy places the organism in Eukaryota, Cryptophyceae, Pyrenomonadales, Geminigeraceae. The record is from RefSeq and is a predicted model, not a curated record. Gene Ontology annotation, cellular component: intracellular membrane-bounded organelle. The coding region runs from base 1 to 1047 and encodes 348 amino acids. Gene Ontology annotation, molecular function: ornithine carbamoyltransferase activity; amino acid binding. Gene Ontology annotation, biological process: L-citrulline biosynthetic process.
AUGAAGAACGUCUUGUCCAUCGCUCCCGCUAUGGCGCGAGGCCUCAAGACCCCCAGCUCGAGCACCAAGAAGCUCUGGGAUGGCAAGAAAUCUGCCGAGUAUCCCGUGCAUGUAAAGACGAUUGGGAGCUUGUCGCGUCAGCAGAUCCUCAAAGUGAUGGAGCUCGCCAAGAACAUGAAGGCUGACCCUCACGCCUACACCUCCGCCCUCAAGAACAGGACUCUCCUCGCGCUCUUUGAGAAGCCCUCCCUGAGAACCAGAGUGUCGCUGGAGACUGGCAUGACUCAGCUGGGAGGUCACUGCAUCUACUACGCGCUCGCUGACUCGCCGCUGGGAAAGAAAGAGUCUAUUCUUGACACAGCCAAGGUGGUGUCGAGGUAUGUAGAUGUGAUGACUGCUCGACUCAAGACAAGACAAGCGAUCGAAGAACUCGCUGAGAACGCCACCAUCCCUGUUGUGAAUGCUCUCGACGAUUAUGGUCAUCCGUGCCAGAUGCUCGCCGAUUUUCUCACCAUCAUCGAGCAUUAUGGCUCCUACGAGGGGAUGAAACUCGCCUUCGUUGGCGACUGCCAGAACAACAUGACGUACGACCUGAUGCGUCUGGGCUGCAUCAUGGGAUUCCACGUUACAGUUGCCGGGCCAGCAGACAAGGGAUUCAAUGUGGAGUGGAGUGUGGUGAAGGAGUGCGAGAAGCUGCUUGAGGAGAACAAGGGAGGAUCGUUCAAGAUCAGCAACAGCAAGGACGAGGCUGUCGCUGGCGCCAACAUCGUCUACUGCGACUCGUGGAUGAGCUACGGGAUCCCUCAAGAUGAGCGACAGGAGAGGUUCAAGGCCUUGAUGCCCUACCAGGUGACAGGAGAGACGAUGAAGUUGGCGGACAAGGGCGCGAUCUUCAUGAACUGUCUGCCUGCUGUGCGAGGAGAGGAGCAGACGGCUGAGGUGCUGGAUGGACCGCAAAGCGUCAUCUACGAUCAGGCGGAGAACCGACUUCACGCGCAGAAGGCGCUCCUCACUCUCCUCGUCAACGGCUUUGACUACAAGCUGUAA